Molecule: messenger RNA, 1848 nt
Organism: Letharia columbiana
Lineage: Eukaryota; Fungi; Ascomycota; Lecanoromycetes; Lecanorales; Parmeliaceae
Exons: 1
Coding region: 1-1848 (615 amino acids)
Molecular function (GO): phosphatidylinositol binding
Source: RefSeq, a predicted model, not a curated record
AUGCCGAUCCAAUUCCCUGCGCUUCCUAGCUGGUCUACGACUAAGACGACUUCAAAACAAGGCUUCGACAAAGUAUACAACCUCGUCGACAAACUUGGUGCUCCGGUGAACAAACUCUCAAACAAAUUAGGAUCGGAAGCGUUCUGGCCAACUACGCUCGAUAAAGAAUCAGACAAGGCUGCGCGAAUCCUGCGCAGUUUUUGCAAAGAUGGCUUCUAUGUGGAGGACGAGAACCACCUCUCUAACGGUGUCAUUGAUGCUGAUAAGCCUAGCGGGAAACAGAGGGUAAUAAAGAAGAUACCGACGGAAGUGAUCAAGAGAGCGAAGGGGCUAGCAAUCUUUACAACUAUGAGGACAGGCUUGUGGGUCAGUGGAGCUGGAGGAUCGGGGAUUCUGGUUGGCAGGAAGGAGGAUGGCAGUUGGUCACCGCCUUCUGGCAUAUUACUACACACCGCAGGCCUAGGAUUCAUGGUUGGUGUCGACAUCUACGAUUGCGUGGUGGUCAUCAACACGGAGAAGGCGCUGGAAGCGUUCACCAAAGUACGGGCUACGCUUGGAGGGGAGAUCAGUGUCGUGGCUGGGCCGGUUGGGAUAGGUGGGAUAUUGGAGACGGAGCUGCAUAAGAGACAGGCACCCGUAUUCAAUUACAUGAAGAGUCGAGGGUUCUACGCUGGAGUGCAAAUCGAUGGGACAUUGAUCAUCGAGCGAGGGGAUGAGAAUGAGAGAUUUUACGGACAAAAAUUGUCUGUUGCGGAAAUCCUAGCAGGCAAAGUCAGGCACGACCCAUACGAGACUCGGACACUCAUGGCUACGAUCAAGGCAGCUCAGGGUGACAAUGUCGAUGAAGGCUUGAUAGCACCAGCCGAGCCUACACCUGGGGACUUUGAAGUGGCGGAUGAUCCAGGUACGGGGUUCGGUCUGCCACCCUCGGAAGAUGACCCAGACCCUUAUGGAGUCCACGCCUUAGAGGAGCAAGGUAUGGAGAUCAAGGAGAUCACAGAAGCUGGCACAAAGGGUAGGCCAAGCAGCGAUGCCUUUGAAUACAAACCUUCACCACACAGCCCAAUCUUCAGCAAUUUCAAUCGACAGAACAGUGUCGCAAAGAGAGAUUCCAGAAGAGACAGUGGUCGGCUCAGCAUUGCCAGCAUCGAUCGGGGCACGCAGACCGCUGAGCCACUGCAGAUGCCAACCUUCGCAGAUUCAGCCAAAGGACCAGGAAGCCAUAGCCCAGUCACGAAGACGUCACAGAACCUUGCAGAUGAUGUUGACGAUGGUGAGCCUGUUCAUGAUCUGGAUAGUCACGAGGAAGAAGCCCGCGAGAUGCCAGUCAUCCAGAAAGCCAAGGUGGUUACCAUACCUAAGAGGAUACCACCGGCUCUACCACCCCGAAGUCCUUACCGGAAUUCAGGGUCGAAGAGCGCUAGUCUCGAUCUACCCACAAGUCCUCUUGCACAAGACCAUGAAGAAUCAGGGUUGGGUAUCAAUCUCGGUGGUCGACCACAUGAUCAAAUCAACGGCGAAAGCGAAGGCUCCCGCCCAGAAGCUCAAGGCGGGCUUGAGGACCAGCUGACUGAAGUUCACCUAGCUCCCAAUCAUGAUUCCGAAAGGCUGUCGCCGAAGAAGGAUGGUUUCGAUGAAGUCUCAAUGAGCGGAUCAGACUACUCUCGUGCGCCUGCAGAAACGCCCAUUAGGAUGGAGGACCAUGAGGCGAACAGCGGACUUGCUGUUAGUAUUGGAAAGGAGAAUGAAGGACUUGCUAAGGCAGUAGCUCAUGAGGACGAGGAGUUCCAUUCGAUUCCCAGCACGCCGUUAGAAGCAUCUUACCCUGGAGCAUGGAAAAGCGGAUAG